UCCCGUUUAGCGCAGGGGCGGGGCGGCCUACUACACAUGCGCAAGGUUGGGCAGGCCCUCUUCCUUCUCGCCGAACGCCGCCAACAUGGUGUUCAGGCGCUUCGUGGAGGUUGGCCGUGUGGCUUACGUCUCCUUUGGGCCCCACGCCGGGAAGCUGGUCGCGAUUGUAGAUGUUAUCGAUCAGAACAGGGCUCUGGUUGAUGGACCUUGCACUCAAGUAAGGAGACAGGCCAUGCCUUUCAAAUGCAUGCAGCUCACUGACUUCAUCCUCAAGUUCCCACACAGCGCCCGCCAGAAGUACGUCCGGCAGGCCUGGCAGAAGGCGGACAUCAACACCAAGUGGGCGGCCACGAGGUGGGCCAAGAAGAUCGAAGCCAGAGAAAAGAAAGCCAAGAUGACAGAUUUUGAUCGUUACAAAGUCAUGAAGGCAAAGAAAAUGAGGAACCGAUUAAUCAAGCUUGAAGUUAGGAAGCUUCAAAGGGCAGCUCUCCAGAAAGCUUCUCCCAAAAAAGCACUCGCUGCUAAAGGUGCAGCAGCAGCAGCAGCUGCUGCAAAGGUUCCGGCCAAAAAGGUGACUGCUGCAGGCAAGAAGGCCCCAGCGCAGAAGGCUCCCGCUCAGAAAGCCGCAGGCCAGAAGGCAGCACCUCCAAAAGCUCAAAAGGGUCCGAAAGCUCCAGCCCAGAAAGCACCUGCUGCUCCAAAAGCAUCUGGCAAGAAAGCCUGAGAACAUAAGAGGCUAUUUUAAAAGUAAUAAAGGUUCUUUUUGACAUGCUGGCAAAUUA
Phyllostomus discolor (pale spear-nosed bat) is the source of this 782-nucleotide messenger RNA. It is a transcript of the gene RPL14, whose product is annotated as ribosomal protein L14. Bases 86 to 724 code for a protein of 212 amino acids. The record is from RefSeq and is a predicted model, not a curated record. Gene Ontology annotation, molecular function: structural constituent of ribosome; RNA binding. Gene Ontology annotation, biological process: ribosomal large subunit biogenesis; translation. Gene Ontology annotation, cellular component: cytosolic large ribosomal subunit; ribosome. Lineage: Eukaryota; Metazoa; Chordata; Mammalia; Chiroptera; Phyllostomidae. The transcript has 6 exons.